CACACACACAGAGAGGAGAAUAGUCGACGUUGAAUAGCCUGACUGUUUGUCAUACACAAACACUUGAUACCAGACAUUUAUUUGUUUUGGAAAGUAUUUUUCACUUUAAAGCCUUCGACCGGAUUUUUGGGACAAGAGUGUGUGUGUGUGUGUGUGUGUGUGUGUGUGUGUGUGUGUGUGUGUGUGUGUGUGUGUGUGUGUGUGUGUUAAGUCCACUAAUUACACGGGUGGAACUGUAGAACUUCACUUCCUGUACAUUUUGGAGCCUUCAUGCUAACAGUGUCUCACAGCAUCACCUCAUCAUAAACUCAUGCCUUGAGUUGUUACUGUUGUGAUUAUCGUGUCACUCAUUAAAAAAUGGACAGUGAUGUUUUAUGACAUCAUUUUCUGAAGGAUCUGCAAAGUGAAUGUGUAGUAAAGAGCUGACUGGUGAAAUACACGUUGUAAAUUAGCAGGCUAGCACAAUACAGGAAGUAGUGGUGUUGUGUUGUUGCCAUGCCAAUCCUGAAGCAGCUGAUCUCAGGUCCGUCCGCGUCAAGGCACCGCUCUCAUGCUGACCUGACGGUGGAGAUGAUUAGCGCACCUCUUACUGAUUUCCGCCACACCAUGCACAUUGGCCGUGGGGGAGAUGCCUUUGGAGACACGUCUUUCCUCAGCAGGCAACACGAAUCAUCUAGUCAGGUGCAAAAGAAUGGCAUUCUGCCACAGAGGUUUAAAGGAAGUAAACGUUCACAGUUUAAAAGAAACUCCAGUGCUACGAGCUACAUGCUCCAGGCUAACAGUGCUGUCUCCCUUCCUUAUGUCAGAGAACAUCAGGAUGUGACACUCCACCGUCCACAAAGCACCUCCUUAAAUUUUACAGAUAUGAACGGAAAAACUACAGUGAUGAGUAGGUGGAGCUUAGAAGUAGAGAAGCAGCAUUUUAGGGAGCCCAGUGAGCUCACCAUGUUCACACCACCCUCUAGUAGAGGAAUGAAACAUGCAGAGUCCAUGCUGUCCUUCCACAUCGACCUCGGACCCUCCAUGCUCGGAGACGUCCUCGGUGUCAUGGACCAGACUGAGCAUGACCAGAUGGACCUCACAGAAGCUCAGAGGCAGGGCAGGAAGGUGUCGUGCCCCAUCAAGGGUGUGUUCAAGUCCAGCCCUGGAUUAAAGGAGGAGAAAACACAAAAAACACAUGACAGUGAGACAUGUAGCCCGACAUACAGCUUUAACAUCAACGAUAAAGACUUCCUUUUCAUGGAUGAAGAUGAGGAUGAGAUUAGAGUUUAAACAAGAUCUCCACCACCGAAUUGAUGCAUCUCCAUGAGCUACUUUGUGUGGACGUUUAAGUGCUGAGGAGCAUUAAAGUGAAGUGACUUUGCCAUUCGCCAUAGCUAGAAAAACUUCACAUUGAAUCUCAUGUGAAUGAGUAAAUGACGUCAUUUGGAGGCGGAGUCUGCGCAGUAGAGACUCGUUUGGAGGCGGAGCCUUCGUAGUAAUGUUGUGAGGCGAAGCCGCAGCAUCAAACUCCCACCCAAACUCCCGCAGACCCAAUCAACCAUAACGACACGCCCCGUAUUUAUAGCAUCAAAUUACUAGCUGAAAUCGAACGUAUCACAAAAACGAACAAUUGAACACAUAUCAGCGUGAUAACAGCUACGUUAAAUGACCAAAGCCAUCGUUUGGAAAAUUGUAUUGAACGUGUAAUUUAUUUUUUUUAUUACAUCUCAAGUCCCAUUCGUUUCCAUGGAGAGGGCGGAUUUAUGACCUGUACUGCUAUACAAUUUAGGAGCGUCCUAAUCGAGACACACCUGGUAUAAGUGCACUGCGUUACAGUUUCCACACACAGUCCACACAAACACUGGACAACGGGCGUACAUAAUAUAGACAUUAUAGCCUACAUGUAAUAUAGACAUUAUAGCCUACAUAUAGUAUAAUAUAGACAUUAUAGCCUACAUAUAGUAUAAUAUAGACAUUAUAGCCUACAUUUAGUAUAAUAUAGACAUUAUAGCCUACAUAUAGUAUAAUAUAGACAUUAUAGCCUACAUAUAGUAUAAUAUAGACAUUAUAGCCUACAUACAGUAUAAUAUAGACAUUAUAGCCUACAUACAGUAUAAUAUAGACAUUAUAGCCUACUGUACAUGUAAUAUAGAGCGGCUCAUUUUAACAGGCUACACCACUGUUAAAGCCAAAUUCCUUUAACAAUUUAAUAGAAAAAAACCACAAUAUGCCACUAAGGCCAAAUAAUGACAAACAGAAUGAUUAAUUCAUUACAUUAGUAAUUGUUAUAGAUCUAAACUGACUAUAAACAAACGACUCUUACAUUUCCUUGCGGUUGGUGAAAUGUCAGAAAAUGUGAUGUUAUGGUGUCUAAUAUUCUUGUGUUGCACACUUUGCAUCGGGCAAAUCUUUUUUUAUUGGCACAGUUCAAAGUCCUUAUAGCCAGUCGAGAGUAUUUGUGGAGCUCGACGACUGUCUGCUACUGUAUGUUUGAUGCAGUUUAAAUUGUGCUGUGUUAAAGUCACAGACGCUGAUUAGUGGUGCUGACGUCACAAUAAUCACUUUAAAAUGAAUUUUAUUGCUGUUUGUUUAUUAUAAGUUCAAGUCAUUGUCGAGUCUUCCACUUCAAGUCAAGUCUGAAGUAACUUGCUCUCAAGUCAUCUUAAUACUUUAAUCAAGCAAGUCGCAAGUCCUGAAAAUUGUGACUCGAGUCAGACUCGAGUCAAGUCAUGUGACUCAAGUACCCCACAGUUUUAAUUGGUGGUGCUAAGAUUCUAAAGAUUUCAAAUGUUCAGUGCAACAAAG
Molecule: messenger RNA, 2787 nt
Organism: Tachysurus fulvidraco (yellow catfish)
Lineage: Eukaryota; Metazoa; Chordata; Actinopteri; Siluriformes; Bagridae
Product: cdc42 effector protein 4-like
Exons: 2
Coding region: 496-1272 (258 amino acids)
Source: RefSeq, a predicted model, not a curated record